AUGCGCGCGCUGUCGGGUGUCGGGGCUUCGUCGUCGGGGCUUCGCCCCCGCGCCGUCGCGCCUCGCCGCUCGCGAUCCUUCCUCGCCGCGGCGGCUUCCGACGGCGUGGACGACGCCCGCGCGUCCGCCGCCGCCGCUAGGCUCGCGCGGUUCAUCCCGUCCACCCUCGACGCCUCGUGGCUCGUGCGACGCGAGCCGAGGAUCGCGACGGAGGAUGCCGAGGACGUCGUCCGCAGGCUCGUCGCGGUGAGAGCGGAGACGUCGCUGGCGGGCGUCGAGCUCGAUGCGCUUUUGGGGGUCUGGCCGGACUCGAAAGUGCCGACCUCAUCAUCACGCCCCCUCCCGUCCCUCUUCUCCCCUCGCGCAGCCGCGUCUUUGCGCGCGCGCAUCGCCGCGCUCGAGGCCGCCUUCCCCGGCGCCGACGUCCGAUCGCUCGUCGUGUCGCAGCCCGAGGUGCUCACGCACGACGUCGCGCGCGUCCGACUCGUCGCCGACGCCGUCCGCGCCGCGGGAAAGGCCAUCCCAAGGUGGAUCGACGCCAACCCGUCGCUCGUUCUCAAGCUCAUGCAGAGCGACGCGGCUUUCUAUUACGUCCUGGACAUGCCAGCCGAGGUGACGCGUCAGUCCGGCGGAGGAAGCCGGGGGAAAGGGCGAGGCGGGGGCGACGGGUGGGACGACGACGAGCCGGUGUGGACCAAGGUCGGGGUCUUCCCCUCCCGCCCGAAGCGAUGACGUUAACGACGGUGGACGUGUCACAACUAUUUUGACG
This is a messenger RNA of Micromonas commoda, 769 nucleotides long. RefSeq names its product 4-diphosphocytidyl-2c-methyl-d-erythritol synthase. The record is from RefSeq and is a predicted model, not a curated record. Bases 1 to 732 code for a protein of 243 amino acids. Gene Ontology annotation, molecular function: catalytic activity. The transcript has 2 exons. Gene Ontology annotation, biological process: isoprenoid biosynthetic process. NCBI's taxonomy places the organism in Eukaryota, Viridiplantae, Chlorophyta, Mamiellophyceae, Mamiellales, Mamiellaceae.